Messenger RNA from Penicillium taxi, 2421 nucleotides. RefSeq names its product putative PHD finger domain protein. Lineage: Eukaryota; Fungi; Ascomycota; Eurotiomycetes; Eurotiales; Aspergillaceae. Gene Ontology annotation, cellular component: Rpd3S complex. The coding region runs from base 1 to 2421 and encodes 806 amino acids. Gene Ontology annotation, biological process: regulation of transcription by RNA polymerase II. The transcript has 2 exons. The record is from RefSeq and is a predicted model, not a curated record.
AUGAAGCCAAUAGGACAGUAUCCAUCACUUGCAGAGUAUAAGAGCGUAGGCAUAAAGCCUCCACUUCAUUACGUCAUUAAAGAAACCAAACUGCUGGUUCCUCGUGCUGGCACAGAUACGCCCUUGACUUCCGCAGAAGAUGCUCUUCUUUCGGAUAUCUCCUUUAUGGAUGAAGUCGAAGUGGAAGUCGAAGUAAGUCCCGAUUGGGAAACCCCCCAAAAAAUGGGCUCCAGCUCGCGAUUUAAAAGGGCAGUCCUGAACAUGGACAAUUCUCUCCUUCACAACGACUUUGCUACACCUAUCUCAGAAUCUUUUGAAAUAUUCACUUCGCAUCCAUCCUCAUCAUCUCCAAGAUCAAGAACUCCGGUCGAUUCUUUGGAUCAAAAACUCUCCACAAUGUCUACCCCAGUUUUGCCAACUGCAGAUAUCAAGCCAGAGACAGGCUUUCUCGAUACUUUGCGAUCACUGCCACUGCCUGCAUCCUCUAAGUACAAUGUCCUUCGCUUGAGAGCUGCACUGGAGAGUGCAGUCACUCACUCAAUGAACGAAGGUAACGACAAAGCAGCUCUGAGUCUGGUCUUUUUCUGGGCUGAGAUGAAGCUUAAUGGAGACGACUUCAAAUUGGCCCUCAUUGAAAACAUGGGCAAAAGUCAAGACAGUGGCCAUCAAUUGCAAACGAUAUUACAAACUAUCUUGCGAUACUCCACUGUGGGUGCGGCUUCAUGGUAUGAAUCUUUUAUCAUCGAGCAGGAAAGCCUCCAGAAGGGCUGGGUCAGUGAAUCUGACAAGAUGGCUGCAAAGGCUGCCAACUUUGUUGAGCCUGAAGCUUCAACUCGCAAGGCAGUCGUUAGUACUGCUGAAAUCUACCGUGAUACCAGCGGACCCCGUCUGGAAGAAGCGUUCCUGAGUGGCAAGACCAACACUGCUCCCUUGAAACGUCCUAAGAAGCCAUGUCCUGCCAACGAGCUUCCUUACAAGCGUCGCCAAACCUGGGAUGCCGAUCCCGAUACGGAAAUGCAGCUUCGCAUCAAGCGCGCCCGUGCAGCUGAAAAAGUUCUCCACGCCAACACGUCGCCUGAGCAGGAAAGUUUUGUGCGAGGGUCUGACCCUGAUGAUCUGGCACGUCUCGGAGGACGGCCAGUUUCUCCUACAUUUUCCGAAUUUUCCGGAUUUUCCGGGUUUUCACCCAGUCUCUCUGGCCUGUCGAACUCGGCUUACUCUGAUGCAGAUGUUUGGUCUGGUGACCAACCUCCACGAAUGGAGUUUGAAAUCAAGGAUAGCGAUGACGACGAUGACGAUGACAACGUUAACUCGGAUUUCUGCCGGAACUGUGAUAAAGAUGGAUUCAUGAUCUGCUGCGAAAACUGUGACAACUCCUUUCACCUUUCUUGCUGCGAUCCUAAGCUGGAUGCUAUUCCCGCUGGAGCCUGGCUGUGCCCCAAGUGUCGUACUCACUCGAUUUUUACUACACUUAUCAACAACCCCAUUCGCCCCCACAAGACUGAAUUCAGUCUUCCGGUUGAUAUCAAAAGCUACUUUGAGGGUGUCGGUGAGGGCCGCCAAUACGAUACGAAUUACCCUACGGAUCUCAAGAACCAAAGCUGGUACAAGUCGGUUCCCCACCUCCCACGCCUGACUAAGCAACCCAAGCAAAAAGGGCCAACUCCGCUCUACGGCGAUCCUAACUUGACAAAGUUGGUCGAGAACGGGCACUUAAUUCUCUGCACCCGCUGUGGUAAAAGCUCAGAGAACAUUUACCCCAUAAUCCGCUGUGAUUACUGCACUUGCCGCUUUCACCUUGAUUGUCUGGAUCCCCCUCGCGCUAUUCCUCCCAACCCCUUUGAUGGGUGGAUGUGCCCUAAUCAUGUCGACCCCGACGGUAUGAUCUCCCGCAAGAUGGUGAACGGUCAGGUUCAGGAGCGCCGUAUCCGCAUUCCCAAGCAUGCAGCCAGUGCCGUACUGAACGACCCAGAGGCCACUCUUCUUGUUGAUCAAGACGACACUGACAUUGAUUUGGAAGAACAGAAUGAUGUGAUCCUCAGCUUCAUUGAUGGCGUGAAGGAUAAGGCAGCCCUUCGUCAGCUUGAAAAAACUCUGCAAGCUGAACAGCGACUUAUCAAGGCUCAAAAGGCUUUGGACCAGCAAAAAUCAGAAAUUUCUGGUAUCAAAGCACAGGCCGCCUUUCUGGCUUCCAUCUGCGAGGAACAACGUAUCUUGGCAAUUCAGAAACAGAAACUCGAUGAGGCAAAGAAAUUUGUCUCGGAUUGCAUUUCAUCUUUCAAUCCCAAUGAUACCAAUGCUCAUGCGGGUCUUCAGGCUCAACUCGAUGUCAUUCUCGAGGGCAUGAAGUUGGAUAAUAUUAGAUCGAUGGAGGCAGCCGCCGUCGAUGGCCUGUUAGGACUCUCGUCCUCGUCCCCUUGA